Molecule: messenger RNA, 3710 nt
Organism: Gryllus bimaculatus (two-spotted cricket)
Lineage: Eukaryota; Metazoa; Arthropoda; Insecta; Orthoptera; Gryllidae
Source: the annotation of a GenBank genome assembly
UAAACCAGGAAAGAAAACUCUUAUCUUACGUCAUCGCAGAACUUUGAGCUCAAAUCCUGUUUAUCCUGCUGUUCUCCUUGCUGAGAUCAGUAAAUGAAAGUUCUGUAGCGUCAGAAAGAUCGUAACCGGUGUAUUUAACAUGCCAACGCGAGGAAGGUUUGGUCCUUUGGUUGGGGCAAUUGACGAAGGAACCAGCAGUGCCAGAUUUUUGGUUUUUGCUGCACAAACUUCAGAAGUAUUAACAUUUCAUCAAAUAGAAAUAGAACAAAAAUGUCCAAAAGAAGGGUGGGUACAGCAGAAUCCAAUGGAUAUAUAUAAUGCUGUCAUCCAAUGCAUUGAGAAGUCUGUGGAAAAUUUAAUAAAGCUUGAUAUAGACCCUGCUGAUAUUGUGGCAGUUGGAAUUACAAAUCAGAGGGAGACAACUAUUAUUUGGGAUUCUCAAACUGGAGAGCCAUUACAUGAUGCAAUUGUAUGGUUGGACACACGAACUGCAGAAACUGUGGAUGCCCUUUUAGCUGAUGUUCGAGAUAAAAAUCAAGAUUAUUUACGGCCAUUAUGUGGUCUUCCAAUGAGCACUUACUUUAGUGCAGUGAAAGCUCGCUGGCUAAGAGACAAUAUUCCGGAAAUAAAGGAUGCAAUGGAUGCAAAGACCUGUAUGUUUGGGACAGUGGAUUCUUGGCUAUUGUGGAAACUGACAGGUGGUCCGGAAGGAGGUCUGCACAUCACUGAUGUUACAAAUGCAUCAAGAACUAUGCUAAUGAACAUCAAGACCCUUCAGUGGGAUGAUACUCUCUGCAAAUUCUUCGAUAUUCCAAAAGAAAUUCUACCAGAAAUUAGAAGUUCAUCAGAAAUAUAUGGUUAUUUUGUUAAUGGUCCACUUAGAGGUGUCCCAAUUUCAGGAUGUUUGGGGGAUCAGCAGUCAGCACUUGUUGGUCAAAUGUGUUUCCAACAAGGACAAGCAAAAAACACUUAUGGAACAGGAUGCUUCCUUCUUUAUAACACAGGUACUGCUCUUGUUCACUCAACCCAUGGCCUGCUUACUACUGUAGCCUACAAACUAGGCAAGAAUGCUACUCCAGUGUAUGCUCUGGAAGGAGCGAUUGCUAUUGCGGGAGUUUGUUUUCGCUGGUUACGAGAUAAUUUAGGAAUAUUGAAAUCUGUUGAAGAAUCUGAAUCCAUUGUGAGGGACAUGACUACAAGAAGCGAAGUAGCUUUUGUUCCUGCAUUUUCUGGUCUCUAUGCUCCUUAUUGGAGAAAAGAUGCACGCAGUGUAAUUUGUGGGUUGACGGAAGAAACUCCCAAAGCGGCAAUCGUCAAAGCAGCCAUGGAAGCAGUGUGUUUCCAGACAAGAGACAUCAUGGAUGUGAUGAAUCAGGAGUGUGGUAUUCCUCUCAGAACUCUUCUUGUAGAUGGAGGGAUGACAGCCAACAAUCUCAUCAUGCAGAUGCAAUCUGAUCUCUGUGGAGUUCCUGUUGUGAGGCCUUUGAUGACUGAGACAACAGCGUUAGGUGCAGCGAUGGCAGCAGGAUAUGCUGAGGGCAUUAAUGUUUGGGAGUUAAAGGGACAUCAGGGUGUACCCAAAGACUACUUUUAUCCCACAAUCACUGAAGAUGAAAGAGAUAUUCGAUAUUCACGAUGGAAAAUGGCAAUCAAACGGAGUCUGAAUUGGCAGCCAGAAAUCAUCGCAGAAAAGGAUGAUAGUUAUUAUUACAAAACCCUGUUGUCUUCAAUUCCUGGUUGUUGGUUUGUCUUCAGUGGAUUUGUUCUACUAGUAAUUGCGAAACGCUUGACUGGAAGAUAAUAACUGAAGAGAUCUUAAACUGAAUUUGGAGGCACAAUUCAUUGUGUGGUGCAAGUGUUGGUAUUUUUAUACAUGUUGGCAAGAGGAAUUCUGUACUUAAUUAUGUAUGUUAUUGAAGUAUUAAUUGCUUUGUGAUUCUUUUGAAAUGUGUGAUUUUGCUUUUCUAUAUAUUGAAUAAUAGUUGAGUAAAAUAGUGAAAAGUGCUUUUUUGUUACGUUGUUUGAACUUUUAAUUUGUACUGUUAGAGGAGUUUGUCAACAUUCCAUGUUAACAUUUUAUUGUUUUAUAAAAUUGUUGAAAGAUGUACUGUGUAACAACAUGGGACAGAGCAUUUGUUCUGAGUAUUGAGAGAAGAGAAAAGAAUUUUAUGAGAAGAAAAUUCCUUUAAGACAUAUUCUGUAUAUUUUGUGUUUUUCUAUAAGAAUUUUUAUUUGCAUUAUAAAUCCUCUUUUAUAUUUCAUUGCAAAUCUCUUCACUUUCUUGUGAUAUUGAAAAGUGAAGGAAGUUAACUUUAGAAAGAGCUGAUUGAAAAUUAGACUUUUCUCGUCAACAGUCGUAAUUGUAUAAAAAGUUAAUAAAUUUCCUUUUAGGCUUUUUUUACUUAAUCUUCAUAAUUAGGAGUGAGCCUUAACUUCUGUAAUUAUACAUUAGUAUACACAUUGCAAAAUACAAACUUCUACAGAACAUUAAAGCAGUUGGUUUAGCGUGGUGAAAAUGAGCUACUAUUUGUUUUAUGCUUUGAUAAAUUGAACUGUUAUUGUAUUGAUAGUAACCUCUCAAAAAACAAUAAAGGGGUUUUGAACUUGAUUAUCUCUGCUAAUCAAACCAACUGUUCCAUGUUUGUGGAUAAGUGCCUGAAAUAUUUAUUUAUUAUCUUCUUUCUUUCAUUAAAUCAGUGUUUUAAAUAGGUAUAUUUAUAAUUUAAUAAUUGAUUGGUUGAGGUUUAUUCAAAAUCAUUGGAAGAAACAAGCUUUGUUAAUUGUGAAAAUAUUCAGAUUGUUUGAAAUACUACCCGUAAUUUUAUUGUAAUAUUUUUUAUUGCUGUUGUCAUGAACUGUCUUCUUACACAAGUUUGAUUCAGCCCAAGUUUUUUUGUGGCUGUCAAUUUUUGUUUUCUAUUUAACCCUUCAACAUGGAACCCAGUUUGGGUGCACCGGCAUUUCAUCAUGCAUGAAAAGAAAGAGAUCUCGUGCACUUCAAUGGUAGUAGAGCUCAGUCAGUCUCUGUAGUGGCCCUUCUUCACAUGGCAUCCUACCACAAUGAGGAAAAAAUCAUUGAUAUCAUUGUCGAGGUACAGACAACCACAAAAAGAAAAACAAACUUGCUGUUUAAAAAUUAUAUUCUGUGUUAAGGGUUAAAUAUGUAAAAGUAGAUCAUUAAGUUAUACCACCAAUGUAUUAUUCCACUACAUAGUAUGGUAUGCCAUUAAUUCAUGACAUUAUUUGUUCCUAAGGGUAGUCUGUUUAAUCACUCGAGUCUGAACUCUGAAGCAUAUUGUACAGUAAUGAGAUUAUCAUGACAAAACAUGAUUAAAAAAUGAAUAUUUACAUUUUAAAUACUUUCAGUUUUCAAAUGUUGUUUGCAUUUCUUCAUUUUCAAUUGCCAAAAAUUACAAGAAAAUGUGAUAUAUUUAUGUACCAUUGUGGAUUCAAAUUGUUUUAAUUUGAUAUCCCAGUAUUUUUUGUAGAAAAAUCAGGGAUGUGCCAUUGUACUUGAUUUUUGUUAUUGAUAGAAAUAUUUUUGUUCUUGAUUGUUGAAAAUAAAAGUUUGUAGAUUGAUUUUUGUAUUCUCAUUUGCAUUAAUUUGUUUCAAAAAAUUGUGUGUGAUAUUAGUAGCAAAUGUAAUGUAUGUACAUAUUUUAAAAUUAAUCUGUAUACGUAUUUAUUUAAAAUUGAAUAAUAGUUCUUAA